Ostrinia nubilalis (European corn borer) is the source of this 604-nucleotide messenger RNA. RefSeq names its product protein cornichon (gene cni). The coding region runs from base 28 to 462 and encodes 144 amino acids. The record is from RefSeq and is a predicted model, not a curated record. Gene Ontology annotation, cellular component: endoplasmic reticulum membrane; COPII-coated ER to Golgi transport vesicle. NCBI's taxonomy places the organism in Eukaryota, Metazoa, Arthropoda, Insecta, Lepidoptera, Crambidae. Gene Ontology annotation, biological process: endoplasmic reticulum to Golgi vesicle-mediated transport. The transcript has 4 exons.
UGUCAAAUUUAGAUUUAGUUUGUCAAAAUGGCGUUUAAUUUCCCAGCGUUUUCGUAUAUUAUAGCGUUAAUUGUAGACGCUUUUCUCAUAUUUUUCUCGAUAUUUCAUGUUAUAGCGUUCGACGAGCUGAAGACCGAUUAUAAAAAUCCAAUAGAUCAGUGUAACAGCCUCAAUCCAUUGGUGCUGCCUGAGUACUUACUGCAUAUUUUCAUCAACCUAUUAUUCCUGUUAUCUGGAGAAUGGUUUUCGUUGCUUAUAAACAUUCCAUUGAUCUUGUAUCACAUUCACAGAUACUACAAUAGGCCUGUGAUGUCGGGCCCGGGUCUGUACGACCCGACCAGCAUCAUGAAUGCGGACGUUCUCACAGUUUGCCAACGGGAAGGCUGGAUCAAGCUGGCAUUCUAUUUGUUGUCGUUCUUUUUGUAUCUUUAUGGAAUGAUUGUGGUGCUGAUCGCAGCAUAAGAGCAAUGUUUUAAUUACUCUGAUAAGUCAUAAUUUAUUGUUAGUGUCCGUGAUCUAGCGUUGUGUCGAAGAAGUGAUUGUUAUGAACUUAGAACAAUGUGUGAUUGAGCAGUAUUUUAAUAAAAUGUCAUAUUACAUGCUA